Molecule: messenger RNA, 1026 nt
Organism: Egretta garzetta (little egret)
Lineage: Eukaryota; Metazoa; Chordata; Aves; Pelecaniformes; Ardeidae
Gene: SKAP1
Product: src kinase associated phosphoprotein 1
Exons: 11
Cellular component (GO): cytoplasm; plasma membrane
Molecular function (GO): protein binding
Source: RefSeq, a predicted model, not a curated record
AGCAGUUGCAGCAGGUUUGACCCUUGUGGAAAGGAGGUGGCAGGUAUGAUGAUCCCAGAGGAGAUUCAGAGGCUCCUGGAAGAUGCUGAAGGUUACCUGGUGGAUGGACUGCAGAAUGAAAACUUGAGCGCUAAAGCGAGGGAGCAGAGGGAUGCAAUUCUCUUUGGUUUCCAGCAAGUCAAAGCCAGGUACCACUUGGAAUUUCUGCCCCAAGGAGAGGAUCAGCAUGACACUGGCUUUGGACAGGACAGUUCUGAUGAAAAUCAGAGCUGGAGUUUGGCUCCUUCCAUGACAUCUGAUGCUUCGUUUCCAUCGGACUUCCAGGAUGAUGGACUGGAAGAAGCCCCACUGAAGCCUGUUCAAGACGCAGGGAGCAUUUUGAUGCAAGGAUAUCUGGAGAAGAGGUCCCGAGAGCACAGCUUUUUCGGGUCAGAGUGGCAGAAGCGGUGGUGUGUCCUCAACAGAAGGACCUUUUACUACUACGCCAAUGAGAAAAGCAAGCACCCUAAAGGCACCUUCUCCAUUGAGAACUAUAGCGCCCGGCUGGCUUUCCACCUCCGCAAAGACUCUCGGAAAAGAUGCUGUUUUGAGUUAAUCUGCCCUGGCAAGCGCACCUACGAGUUCACAGCCCCAAGCCCGGCAGAGGCUGAAGACUGGGUGGAUCAGAUCCAGUUCCUCCUGAAGGACCUGAGCUCCCUCACUAUCCCAUAUGACGAGGAGGAUGAAGAAGAGCUCUACAAUGACGUGGACAGUUCUGACUCUGUGAAUACAGCAUCCCACAAUACCACCCUGAAUCAGGAUGAUCCAAACAUGGAGAUGGAAGAGGAUGACAUCUACGAGGUUUUGCCAGAUGAGGAGCUGGAGCCCCCCGGCCCCGAGGACAGCGAGGGUGCCAGGAGCAAAGAGAGAAGCGGAGGUCCCUGCCAAGAUUACGCCAACUACUACCAAGGCAUGUGGGACUGCAGCAGCGAGCAUCCCGACGAGCUCUCCUUCCAGCGCGGAGAACUCAUCUACAUCCUCAGCAAG